Micromonas pusilla CCMP1545 is the source of this 2013-nucleotide messenger RNA. RefSeq lists its product as uncharacterized. Gene Ontology annotation, cellular component: Golgi membrane. Bases 1 to 2013 code for a protein of 670 amino acids. The record is from RefSeq and is a predicted model, not a curated record. Gene Ontology annotation, biological process: protein folding. Lineage: Eukaryota; Viridiplantae; Chlorophyta; Mamiellophyceae; Mamiellales; Mamiellaceae. The transcript has 2 exons. Gene Ontology annotation, molecular function: flavin-dependent sulfhydryl oxidase activity; protein disulfide isomerase activity.
AUGGGUCGGGUUCGCGCGCCUCUCCACAUUCACCUCGUCCUCCUCCUCGCGCUCGUGUGCGCGGCGUCGCCCGCGGUCGCGCGCGGACCGUCCGCGGCCGCCCCGAGCGCGAUCCACCUCGAGGCGGACGGAUUCGAAGCCGCGCUGGCGACGAUCGAUCCGCGCACGCACGCGCUCGUGGAGCUGUACAUGCCCUGGUGCCCGGCGUGCCAGAACUUCCGGCCGUCCUACGACCGCGUCGCGGCGUUCUUCAACGGCGACGCGAAGGCGACGGGGAAGAAGAAGAAGAAGCGCCCGGAGCCGACGGUGACGGUGUUCAGCGUGGACUGUCAGAAGAACGGGCACCUGUGCGACGACUUCGACGUCAGAGGGUACCCCACGGUGCUCUUCGGGACCGUCGACGCGCUCAAGAACCGACGCCGCGCGGACGGGAAGGGUAAAGGAAAAGGAAAAGGAGGGGAGAAGAGGACGGGGGGAGGGAAGGAGGGCGAGGGCGACGGCGGCGGCGAGGGCGACGACGCCGACGAGAACGACGACGACGACGACGACGACGAAGUCCUUAAGGAACGGCGUUCACCACGCGAACGCGGUCGUAUGGGGACCAGUCACGACGACGACGCCGCCGGCGAAGGGAUGGAGGAACUGAAAAUAUCGCCCAGGACGGCGGAGCGCGUCGUCGAGCUCGUCGGCGAGCGCACCGGCGUCGCCGCGGGGACGCACGUGCUGCAGAAGCCGGACGCGAAGAAGAAGACGCGCGAGGGAGCGAGCGGCGGGGGCGGGAUGUUCGGCGGGAUGUUCGCGCCGCCGCAGGGCGAGGUCGUGUCCUUCGCGGACCUCGAGAUGGCCACGACGGAAGUCUACGCGCAGAUGACGUCCCCCGCCUUGUUCGUCGCGGACUCGCGCGCGGAGUUCCUCGCGUUCGUCGAGCUCCUCGCGGACGCGCACCCGAUCCGGGAGUGCGCCGACGGCGCGAGCGACGUCGCGGACGCGUUGGCGCGCGUCUGGCCGAAGGACGGCCACGUGGACGUCGCCGCCGCGCGAGAGGACCUGGCCUCGCGACACAUGUGCGGAGAUACGGCCGGGAACGAACCGCAUUGGGACACGUGUCUCGGGACCCAGGAAGGCACGCGAGGGUACACGUGCGGGGUGUGGCUGCUGUUGCACGCGCUCGCGGCGCGCGUCGGCGCGGACGCCGACGGCGUCGAGCUGACGGGCGACGCCGCGACCUACGCGGGCGAGCGGUGGAUGGCCGCGGUCGAGGGCUGGAUCACGCGUUUCUUCCCGUGCGACGAGUGCCGGAGUCACUUCUUAGAGAUGAUCGACGACGACGGCGAGAGCGUCCAGGGCGCGAGCGACGCGUUGCUGUGGUCGUGGAGAGCGCACAACCGGGUGAACGAGCGGCUCGCCGUCGCGCGGAGGAACGGCGAGGAGGACGGCUCGUCUGACCCCGAGCACCCGAAGCGGCAGUGGCCGACGACGAAGGACUGCGCGUCGUGUCACGUCGCGAGCGGGCUCUUGAGCGGCGGUUCAGGCGGCGACGACGACGAGGACGACGACGACGACCCGAGCUGGGACGAGGAGGAGACGCUCGCGUUUCUGUCGCGGUACUAUCGCGGCGACGGCGCCGCCGCGAAACCGAGGUCGGACGCGGACGCGGCAUCGACCGGUCCCCGAGGAGAAGGUGGAACGUCAACCGUCACCGUCACCGUCGCGACGCCCCCGCCGGUCGAUGCCAAGACCAAGGCGUCGAGGACCGCGCCGUCGACCGCGUCCGCGCGCGUGGAAGACCUCGGCGGCGAAAACGUCGGCGGGGUCGGGUCCGCGCUGCUUCUCGCCGUCGUCGCGUGCGGCGUCUUUCUCGCCCUCGGCGGCGGCGGUCGAUCAAACGCGCGGCACGCGUUCAACGGGUUCGUCGUCCGCACGCUCCCGGGGUCGUGCGCGUCGGCGAUUCGUUUAGGAGGGAAAGGGCGAGCGCGCGGCGGCGGCGGCGGACUGAACGGAGGAAACUCCUGA